ACGUUAUGUAUACGUACCAUGUAUACGUUUAAUGUACCACUCGCGAAUGUAUACUACAGCACAUGGGCUCGGAGUGGUACGUUGACUGUAUUAAACUCAUAGGCAGUUUUAUAAUACCCUAAAGUAAUUACAAAGAGACCAGUUUGGUAACAUUCCAAUUUGAGUUCAGAUCAAGUGCGAUUUCCACUAUGGAUGUACCUAGUCUGACGAAUCUUCUGUUUUGUUCCGUGAUUUUACUGGGAUUUCUUGACGAUAAUUGUGUUGGCCAGAAGCUUGAGAUUUCCGCUUUCGAAUACAACCGGAAGUUUGGAUCAACUCUGGACAUCGGCCAGUGUUCCCUUAAAAUUGAACAAAUUUCACCUAAUGUUGCAGUAACCAGGAGCUGCAAUCUUCCAAAUAAACAAGGACCAGUGAGAAGCGUCUCGAAGGUCCUCAACGACACACGAAACUUCGAAGUUCGACAAUAUAAUGAUAUAUUCGUGUUCAUGGGAUUGUGCGACGCUAAGACAGUGACCAGUCUGGGGAUCUUACAUAAAGGCGACUGUUUCGCGGUGGAAAUAGCCAGUAAUCUUACAUUCAACCGUAAGACCUACAUCCGGGCGUAUGUUGAGUAUUAUCGCCGGAGUGUGGAUAUCCAAGAGGACGGUGCGGCCGUAAGUCCAGUAAUGGCACAAUAUUAUGAUGGCGCCUACUACUUACGAGACAGAAGCUACGGCAUGUUGGAAAUUAUAGUCGUUGAGAUGAAGUUUCGGCAUUCUUCCUCCGUUGGGAUAUUGAAAAAAUCCAACUUUCAGUCACAGUCCCUGUCGAGUCACUUAAAAUUUGCCGAGCGUGAGGUCGGACAACCAUACAAUACAAAGAUUAUUCGGAUAUCAACUGCAGAGAACCAGAUUGAAAUGACCCAGUUUAAAAAGAAAGAUUUCACACAGGCAUACAGAAAUGUGAAGCGAUAUGAACAAGACCUUUACCGUAUCCGUGAGGAAAUGUAUUCACGGAAGCCGCAUCUUAAUUACGGGAUGCUACCAUUUCUUCCCAAACCCAGAGCUUCAGCACUUUCCACUGGUGGAGAUAUGUUGACAUGGGAGACCGCUACAGGAAUAGAGAUCAUGAUCAACCGGGGUAUUACCAUCUAUAAAACCCUCAAACGGACGUGUAACCGUGCAAAGAUCACCAUUUGCAGCCUCUUGAGAUACGUCAAACGAGAACUGCGAAGCAUCAAAACAAUGAUUCACAGCAAGAGGUCAAAAUGGAGCUAUCUCCCCGCUGAUGAACAAGUCACGACCAACAAAUUAUAUAGUUCACGCAUGCGUAGAAUGCAAAAGGAAAUUGCAAGAAUCCGUCGAAGUCUAAAACAAUGGCGUAUUCAGCAAAGAAAAGCAAAGACUGCAUUAAAGCUUGCACGACGACAAAGACAGCAAAAGGCAAAAAACCAGUCAGUAAGGAAGACGAAAAAGACGAUGAAAAACAACCGAGUGCAAAUUUCAUGACAGUAGCUGUGUAAAUUUAUAUUCAGAUCUAUGUUAAUGAAAUGCUUGAUUGGGAUAAAUCAUUAAGGUAAAAAAACUCGUGUUAUCCGAAUAGGGCGUGCCUUGAUGAGUCGCUUUACGUAAUAACUCUACAAAAACCAUUGAAUUUGGAAUUUUACAGUGACUUAUGUUGGCAUAUCCUCAGAACUUGAGAAGCAUCUUACCGGAUCAUUGAAUGUUGUACAUAUUGUACAUAGAAUUAUCGUUUUCGUAGGAAUGUGUGAACUAUUUUAAAAGUUUCUAUCAAAUUAAUGUGCCAAAAUAUGGCGACAUCUUAUGAACCUUAGAAAAAAGGAGUUACUUGUAAUUGUUCUGGAUGUAAUGGAGCAAUGCAACCUUGUCCAAUAUAAGAUUUUAACUUGUAAAUAGUAAUGUGAGCUUUUCAGAAAACAACUUUUAUUGCAUAAAUGUUCCACUACAAAAAUGGAGACAUUAUAUAAACCAUGUGUUUACUAGUAUUGCCUGGAUGUUACGGAGCUGUACAAUGUGCAAUGUAAUGUGGCAUUUGUGCAACUUAUGUGUCCAAUACAUGAUUGUUGUUUCUAAUCUGUUCGAAUUAUGAGAACAAAAACAGCUGAUUUGUGAAUGUAUUUCAGAUCCACUGAAGCAAGAGAAUUUAACUGUCUGUUAACUCUAAC
Molecule: messenger RNA, 2164 nt
Organism: Ylistrum balloti
Lineage: Eukaryota; Metazoa; Mollusca; Bivalvia; Pectinida; Pectinidae
Exons: 7
Coding region: 189-1487 (432 amino acids)
Source: RefSeq, a predicted model, not a curated record